GUAAGGGGCCAAAUCACCAUAGGCUUCUUCCUGAUGUCCUGCAGCUGCUGCUGAUGGGGAGCUUUUCCAACUUGCCACAUUCUUGCCCCAAGUGUAAUUUAGCACCAUGUGUGGACGGUAGAUUUAGCCUGAUGUUAACUAGCCGUGUGACUUUUAGUAGCUUUCCUUCUCGAAGACUUAGCUGCUUUACCUGUAAGACCAGAGCCAGAGCUGGACUAAACAAUGGGAUUUACUGGGGUUGACAGCUCCAGACUGUUCUAGGAGUCAGGACCCUGUCGUUCAGGAACUAAGGGGAUCCCCGCUCUGUGGCUGACCCCCAGGAUGAGAAGUCAUCCACCUGACCGUGCAAGUGAGGCUCUAAAGAUGGACUUAGCACCCUCCGUUCCCCCCAACUCUGCCACCAAGCAUAUCUCAGGAGGCCCUGACUGGGGUCAUUUCCCUUGUCCCUCUGCAGUGGCUAAAGGAUAACCUGGGAGGAGCUUAGGAGCUUUAAGUUCGGGGUGGCAAGGUCCCGAACAGGGGAAUGUCCUGUCCACGGUCACACGGCAAAGAAGAGAACCCUCAGCCCACAACUCGGCCCGGUCUCGAGCCCUCUCUCCCCAGCUGCCCACAAGCCACCCAUUCCACCAGUCUGUGGGCUUUUUUCCACAUCUCCCUUCCCCCAGCCCUGGACCUCAGACAGCAGAAAGCGGCAGAAGCCAUUCUCUGAGGACCGCACCUCAGAGGAGAGCUGGAUCUCCCAGGUGGGAUUUGCUCUAAGGCCUCUGGCAGGGAGGCAGGCAUGAAAGCUGAUCCCCGAGAGGGCGUGGCUCUGGAAAGCUGGCAAAUAAAAAUCCGGAGAGCCAGCACCGUCUGGAGACCCACAGAGGACCUGAGGAACCCGCUCGGCCAGCCACUCAGUUCCUGGGCCUUGGAAGUGAUACCCAUGGCAUCCCCCCACAUGCUGCUCCUCUGCCUGCUGGUCCUGGCAGUCCCCGAAGGCUGGGGUCGGCAGGUGGCCGUCCCAGGCUGCCACUUGCACCCCUUCAACGUGACCGUGCGAAGUGACCGCCAAGGCACCUGCCAGGGCUCCCAUGUGGCACAGGCUUGUGUGGGACACUGUGAGUCUAGCGCCUUCCCUUCCCGGUACUCUGUGCUGGCGGCCAGUGGCUAUCGACAUAACGUCACCUCUGUCUCUCAGUGCUGUACCAUCAGUGGCCUGAAGAAGGUAAAGGUGCAGCUGCAGUGUGGGGGGGACCGGAGGGAGGAGCUGGAGAUCUUCACGGCCAGGGCCUGCCAGUGUGACAUGUGUCGCCUCUCGCGCUACUAGCCCCUCCCUUCCCUUCCUCCUUCCCCUUGGUCAGAGGGUUUGAGUUGGAGUAUAUCCCAAAUAUCCUGAGCCUCGUUGAGGACAACAGCUCCAGCUCUCUUAAGAGUCCGUGAUUGUCACCUCCAGAGAAGAGGGGAGUUUCUCUCUCUCCCCUGCCUCUGCCUGGCCUCGUAACCAGCCUAUCUAAUCAUUUCACUCCAUUCUUUGUCCCUACCCCUAAAUAAAGCAAGCAGUUCUCAA
This is a messenger RNA of Herpailurus yagouaroundi (jaguarundi), 1549 nucleotides long. It is a transcript of the gene GPHA2, whose product is annotated as glycoprotein hormone subunit alpha 2. Gene Ontology annotation, biological process: cell surface receptor signaling pathway. The transcript is spliced from 4 exons. Gene Ontology annotation, cellular component: extracellular region. Bases 782 to 1309 code for a protein of 175 amino acids. Lineage: Eukaryota; Metazoa; Chordata; Mammalia; Carnivora; Felidae. The record is from RefSeq and is a predicted model, not a curated record. Gene Ontology annotation, molecular function: thyrotropin-releasing hormone receptor binding; hormone activity.